UAGAGUGAGUAGUGCCCUGUGGCCUUUACUUAUUUUUAGGACUCUGAGACUUCCGGGGCGCAUGUCACCGAUAUGGAGUCUGUUGCUAUGUGCACGAGACGCACCCGACUACUCCGCCACAGACCUAUGAAUCACGCAACAAUGUUUAUGAUUGAAUAAAACGCUUAUAAAGCGAGUAUUUAAUCCACAGUAGGUGGUACUUGAGGUUUCAUAGCCGGUCAUCAGAUCGAGUGGUCACAAAACUUAUUUACGCGGCGUUGGUACUUAGCAGUCAUUUCAUGAAUGCCGAUAGUAAUGAGAAGGUCUUCCACAUCACGGACAAGAUCACGUCAUGUAGCAGCUAUCUCUCAAACCUCAUCAAUCUAGUCUGCAAUAAUUCUAUUAAAAUCAUCAAACGGGAUACCUCGUUGCUCUUAGAUAGGUUGACCCCUCGCUCGAUACAAGAAUAUAGGAAGAAACAGCGUGUACUUGCCAGAGAGCGGUGGAGGCGAGUGCGUCGUCAGGUUGCGAGCGAGUGUUGUGACCAAGCCUGCACGAUCGGCCAAAUGAUAAAAUACUGCCCCGAAGAUGCCAGACUAGUUAGAGAAAGACCGGAAAUCUUUGAAUGAAAAGUCAAACACGAUUACGAAAAGUUAAACUAACAUAAUUUACAAAUGAGAGCACGAGGUACAACCACUAUUAGUGAGAAAAUAUUUAUAAUUUUCGACUGAAACGUUUUGUUUUCCCGCCGAUUUAUUUUAUAAGGUAUAGUCAGUAUGUAAAAUAAAUAUACUAUUAGAAAACUGA
Messenger RNA from Chilo suppressalis (striped riceborer), 786 nucleotides. The record is from the annotation of a GenBank genome assembly. NCBI's taxonomy places the organism in Eukaryota, Metazoa, Arthropoda, Insecta, Lepidoptera, Crambidae.